AUAAACAUUUUUUAGUGAUUAAAAAUGAUUACUUUGUCGUGGUGCCUUCACUUUUUUUUUUCUUUUAUUUAUUUUUUCCAUUGACGUUUUGGCCUUACCUUAUAAUAAUAAUAAUUAUAUAAUGCGUGCCACUCCUCUCUCCCACAUGUCUCACUCUUUUUUAGUCUCUCACUUUUGUUCACUUUCAAAGUAUUUUCCUUCCUCCAUUCACCAUUUUCCAUUGCUAUCUGUGUUGUGUCUUAUCAGCCAUUCUUUUGUACCGACACUCCUUUUUUUUCCACCGUUUAGUUUCUUUGAUAGAGAAGAAAAAAUCAGUUUGGAAGAGUGAUUGCAGGUAGAAUUGAUGAAAGAAGGUGGUGGGAGAAAGCAGGGUGCAGCUUCACCCUGUGCUGCAUGCAAGCUUCUCAGAAGAAGGUGUGCUCAAGAUUGUGUUUUUGCUCCAUAUUUUCCAGCAGAUGAACCUCAAAAGUUUGCAAAUGUGCACAAGGUCUUUGGUGCUAGCAAUGUCAACAAAAUGCUUCAGGACCUACCAACGCAUCAAAGAGGGGAUGCAGUGAGUAGCAUGGUGUACGAGGCUAAUGCCAGAGUCCGAGACCCAGUUUAUGGGUGUGUUGGGGCCAUCUCUUCUCUUCAGCAACAGAUUGAUGUGCUACAGACCCAAUUGGCCCUGGCCCAGGCUGAGGUAGCCCACCUCAGGGUGAGGCAGAAUAGGUGUUUUUCCAAUCAUGGGCCUAGACCUACAAGCCCAACCAAUACCUUGGACUCACAUGUCAAGCCUAUUUUUGACAUGGACAUGGUGGUGGACCAGGCCAGCUAUGGGAGUUCAAUGUGGUCAUGACUUAUACUUUAUGGUAAUACUAAUUAUUAUUAUUAUUAUUAUAGUAUAGUUAGUAAGUACCUAUUUAGUAGAGCAUAGGAAAAAAAAUAUUGGCCUACACUUUCACUUGGUGGGUGUCGGAGUGGUGGUGCCGGUGGUGACCGGGCACCGUGGUGAUGGAGGAGCUGUGGUGGAGGCCGUUCGCCCGCUUGAUUAAUUUUGGUUUAUGGGAAGGAUUUGUCAUUGAAGGUAAGGUGUAAAUAUUAUUAUUACUUUGUUUGAAUGAGAGAAGUUUAUGAAGUGAUGAUAUGUGAAAUGGUUGAAUGGAAAAUUGUGUUGUUGUUUAAAGGUGUGGUUGAUCAUCUGCAUCCAUCCUAUUCAUCUUUCAUUUAUUCUUUCUCACCCAUCAGCUUCACAUUCAUCAUUCACGGAACAUCUUCAUUACCCUAUCCUGACACGUUUUUCAUCUCCUUUAUCACAAAAAAAAAAAAAAACAAAUAAAUAUUGGAACCCACACAUAUAGAAGAC
Messenger RNA from Vigna radiata var. radiata (mung bean), 1345 nucleotides. RefSeq names its product LOB domain-containing protein 4. The transcript has 2 exons. NCBI's taxonomy places the organism in Eukaryota, Viridiplantae, Streptophyta, Magnoliopsida, Fabales, Fabaceae. The record is from RefSeq and is a predicted model, not a curated record. The coding region runs from base 344 to 838 and encodes 164 amino acids.